Molecule: messenger RNA, 696 nt
Organism: Westerdykella ornata
Lineage: Eukaryota; Fungi; Ascomycota; Dothideomycetes; Pleosporales; Sporormiaceae
Exons: 1
Coding region: 1-696 (231 amino acids)
Source: RefSeq, a predicted model, not a curated record
AUGCCAAACCAAUUAGCCGACCGAAUUCUCGCUGGCGCAACCUACUUCUUCCUUCUAUCAGCUCUGGUUUCGACAACCAUCCUCAUUUGUGGUUGCAUACCCUCCGCCCCCGGCGAGACAAGCGCCCUCGACUCCUUCUACGCCAUCCGACUACACACUCCUGGGAUAUCCGCCCAGGGUCUUCGACUCGCCAGCUUUGCUCUCUGUUUCGAGAGUAGAGAUGCAGUGUCCUGCAUUAUUACGGCUGGCAGGAAACCCGCCGAAUCUCUCGCACUAUUAAGUCAGCCAGCAAAUGCGGUCUUCGAUACAAGAGCAGUUGAGGUUGCAUACAGUCUGCAGAAAGAGGUCAUAUACGGCACUCCCGUCCUAGCGGCCCUAUUCUUCUUCUUCAGUCUGUCCUGCUUCUUUAUUUCACAAUUCUUCCGGGCACUCUCCCCUCGCCGGAUGCGAGCAAUUGCAGUAGCACUCGCCGCCCUGGGCACGGCCAUCAUGCUUGUGGAUGCGUUUUCAAUGCAUAUGGUCGCUUCGGCGCUGGAAAUUGCGGGUUCGGAGGUUGUGCAAGGAUUUCAGUAUGAGAAAGGGCUAUACUAUAUGGGGUUUCAGUGGGCGGCAUUUGCGCUAGGAUUCUGCGGUCUCAGCACGUUGCUGUAUGGGAGUUUCAAGAGCAAGGCACAAGAUCCGGUGCUCCCGGCUUAA